AGCAAUAAAAACAUCCGGGUCCACGUAGAGACCAGAGUGAAAAGAUCUUAUUCCCGCAGCCAAGGGCCACUCCCUCUUUCUGUUUGUAUGUGUGUGAGUGAGAAAGAGAAAAAGAGGGAAAGGCAAGACAGACCGACCGAGUGGGAAGUAGGUCAUAUUAGAAGUGGAGUGGCCUCUGAGGACUUGAGAGCGUCUGCAUCCAGGGAGAAGGGAAGAAAAAGAGGAAUCUUCUUGAACUGUCUGGACCUUCACUGCACCGGGUAUAACUUCAUUUCCUCUGAACUUUUCAAAAGGAGACAGACUUUGGAACCAGCUAACAGCCAUGUACAAUCAAGGUGGACAAGGGUUCCCUCAGCAACCAGUAGGAACAUUUCAAGGCCCUCCAGUACAUACAGGUCCUGGCCCUGCUGGAUUUCCUGUCUAUCAACAACCUGUCGCCUUUUCUAAUCAACCUCAGCCUGGUAUGCCUCCACCAACACAAUGGAUACCAGCACCACCACCAAUGAAUUGUCCACCUGGACUGGAAUAUUUAACUCAGAUAGACCAAUUACUGAUCCACCAGCAAAUUGAACUUCUGGAAGUGCUCACAGGUUUUGAAACCAACAACAAAUAUGAAAUUAAGAAUAGCCUUGGGCAGAGGGUUUACUUUGCAGCAGAGGAAAAUGAUUUCUGUACUCGAAACUGCUGUGGAUCCUUAAGACCUUUUGUGAUGAAAAUUCUGGACCAUUCCAACCGGGAAGUGAUACAGUUUGAGAGACCUUUGAGAUGUGCUUCCUGUUGUUUCCCCUGCUGCCUGCAGAAGUUGGAAAUACAGUCACCUCCUGGUGUACCAAUAGGUUAUGUUGUCCAAACAUGGCACCCUUUUUUGCCAAAGUUGGCAGUUCUAAAUGAGCACCAAGAGGAGGUGUUGAAAAUCGUUGGCCCAUGUAUUGCUUGCAGUUGUUGUUCAAACAUUGACUUUGAUAUAAAAUCUCUUAAUGAAGAUGCAAUAGUUGGGAAAAUUACAAAACAAUGGACAGGAUUUGUAAAAGAAGCAUUUACAGAUUCAGAUAACUUUUCAAUUCAGUUCCCAAUAGACCUUGAUGUGAAAAUGAAGGCUGUCAUGCUGGGUGCUUGCUUCCUCAUCGACUUUAUGUUUUUUGAAAAAAGUGGAGGUGGUGGCUCAAGGGCAGGAGUAUGGCAAUAAUUGGAUGGAUUUCUCCCUACUUUCAUUUGAAGGACUUGUACUGGGACAUAUGAAUUGGAAAUAUAAUGGGAUUUUUAAAAAAUCAACUUAAAAAUUGUAUACUUAUAUUGACAGGCUCUCUAUAAGGUUAACAUCCUCAGGUUUAUGCUAUUUUUUUCAUACUAUGGAAUAGACCCUUCCUUGGUUUCCCCAUAUGUAAAAUAAGGAAGAUGGAUUAUAUGACCUAUAAGG
This is a messenger RNA of Gracilinanus agilis (Agile Gracile Mouse Opossum), 1417 nucleotides long. Its product is annotated as phospholipid scramblase 1-like. NCBI's taxonomy places the organism in Eukaryota, Metazoa, Chordata, Mammalia, Didelphimorphia, Didelphidae. Gene Ontology annotation, biological process: plasma membrane phospholipid scrambling. Gene Ontology annotation, molecular function: phospholipid scramblase activity. The record is from RefSeq and is a predicted model, not a curated record. Gene Ontology annotation, cellular component: plasma membrane.